Molecule: messenger RNA, 1200 nt
Organism: Aspergillus puulaauensis
Lineage: Eukaryota; Fungi; Ascomycota; Eurotiomycetes; Eurotiales; Aspergillaceae
Product: replication factor C subunit 3
Exons: 5
Coding region: 1-1200 (399 amino acids)
Biological process (GO): DNA-templated DNA replication; DNA repair
Cellular component (GO): nucleus; Elg1 RFC-like complex; Rad17 RFC-like complex
Molecular function (GO): ATP binding; DNA clamp loader activity; ATP hydrolysis activity
Source: RefSeq, a predicted model, not a curated record
AUGUCGGAUUACGAUGACGAUAUGGACGUGGAUGCGCCCGCAUCCAAGAACGCCGUCCAGUUCAGUUCUGAUAACACCAGUGGAAAAUAUAAGAGAGCUGCUGCAGAUUUACCAGUAGAAGCUCAAGACAAUCUACCUUGGGUAGAAAAGUACCGCCCGAACUCCCUCGACGAUGUUUCCGGUCACAAGGACAUCCUAGCUACGAUCAAUCGGUUUGUCGAAGCGAAUCAAUUACCACACCUUCUCCUUUAUGGCCCCCCCGGUACUGGUAAAACCUCCACAAUCCUCGCCUUGGCCCGACGAAUAUACGGUACCAAAAACAUGCGACAGAUGGUUCUUGAACUCAAUGCUAGUGAUGAUAGAGGAAUUGAUGUGGUUCGAGAACAAAUUAAAACUUUCGCAAGCACGAAACAAAUCUUCUCAAUGGCCCCGCCCGCCGCCAGCAAGUCGUCGCUCGCAUCAUUCAAGUUAAUCAUCCUAGAUGAAGCUGAUGCGAUGACAGCUACCGCACAGAUGGCUCUCCGUCGGAUUAUGGAAAAAUACACUGCCAACACUCGGUUCUGCGUUAUCGCCAACUAUACCCACAAGCUCUCACCCGCCCUUCUUUCCCGUUGUACUCGGUUCCGGUUCAGUCCACUCAAAGAGCAAGACAUCAGAGUCCUGGUCGAUCAGGUGAUUGAGAAGGAAGACGUGCGUAUUCAGCCAGAGGCUGUCAAUAGCUUGGUCACAUUGAGUCGCGGCGACAUGCGCCGUGCUCUGAACGUGCUCCAAGCCUGCCAUGCCAGCAGCAAACCUCUUCCGAUUAAGAAUGCGCCCAAAGACCAGGCCAUCCCCGAACCGGAGACAAUCACGAACGAGACGAUUUACGACUGUAUUGCCGCACCACACCCGUCUGAUAUUCAACAAAUCAUGACCACACUCCUUGCAACUAGUGAUGUCACAUCAUGCCUCAAUACCGUCAAUGCACUCAAGAUUAACAAGGGCCUUGCGCUGGCAGAUAUUCUUGCUGCACUGGGGGAGCAACUCCAGAGGCUUGAAGUUCCAGCGCAAACGCGGAUUACAUGGCUGGAAGGACUAGCUGAGAUUGAAUGGCGACUUUCUGCCGGCGGAUCGGAGACCGUUCAAACCGGAGGCCUGGUGGGGGUUGUUCGCAAUGGAUGUGAAUUGAUUGGGGACAAAGGAGUGAGCAUGGCAACAUAG